GGGGGCGGAGGAGCGGGGGGGACGGUGUCGGCGGUGACACCGAUGAAGCCGCCGCCACCAGCAGCAGCGAGCGGAGAGCGGCCUGAGGGCAGCGCUCAGAGCGACACCCGGCGCCCCUGACCAGCCGACGGCCCGCACACCACCGCUCGCCCGCCUACUCGCUCCCGAGGCGGUUUCCUGGCAAAUUAUUUUGACGGUUUUUGAUUUUUUUUCGCCCUCUAUCCAGCGCCGAGCUAUGAGUUUAACCUCCUCCUCGCCGACGGCAUCCGGAUCGUUCACCACUCGGGAGAUUACAUGGCGGCUGCUGCUGGGCUUUAGCCAGGAAGAAUGAACACGCUCUGCGCGCAGUAUUUACGGCAAGCAGAGGCCCUUAAGGCUGAUAUGACAGAUUCAAAGUUGGGUCCGGCUGAAGUCUGGACUUCCAGGCAAGCUCUGCAGGACCUCUACCAGAAGAUGCUGGUCACAGAUUUAGAGUAUGCAUUGGAUAAGAAGGUGGAGCAGGACCUCUGGAACCACGCCUUCAAAAAUCAGAUUACAACACUACAGGGUCAGGCCAAGAACCGAGCCAAUCCUAACCGCAGUGAGGUACAGGCCAACCUUUCGCUCUUCUUAGAGGCAGCUAGUGGCUUUACACACAGGUGAUUGCUGCAAGAGUUGUGCACAGUUUUCAAUGUGGACCUCCCUUGCCGUGUUAAAUCUUCACAGCUUGGAAUCAUCAGCAAUAAACAAUGCAGCACCAGUGGAAUUGUGAAACCCCAACCCAGCUCUUGCUCAUAUAUCUGCCAGCACUGCCUUGUACAUCUUGGAGACAUAGCUCGAUACAGGAAUCAGACUAGCCAGGCUGAGUCUUAUUACAGACAUGCAGCUCAGCUUGUUCCUUCAAAUGGUCAACCGUACAAUCAGCUGGCAAUUCUGGCUUCCUCUAAAGGUGAUCACCUUACUACCAUUUUCUACUAUUGCAGAAGUAUUGCUGUCAAAUUUCCAUUCCCAGCUGCUUCUACUAAUCUACAAAAAGCGCUUUCUAAAGCUUUGGAAAGCCGUGAUGAUGUGAAGACUAAAUGGAAUGUUUCUGACUUCAUAAAGGCUUUUAUUAAAUUCCAUGGUCAUGUAUAUUUGACUAAAAGUUUAGAGAAGUUGUGUAUGCUGAGAGAGAAGCUGGAAGACCAGUUCAAGAGACUUCUUCCUCAGAAGGCGUUUAGUUCUCAGCAACUCGUACACCUCACAGUCAUUAAUCUGUUUGAGUUGCAUCAUCUGCGUGAUUUCAGUACUGAAUCUGAUGACCAUUGCUAUAGUCAGGAAGAAUUACUAUGUUGGACGCAACUCCUGGGUCUCUUCAUGUCUUUUCUUGGAGUGAUGUGCAAGUGUGCACUGCAGGAUGAGAACCUCAAAGAAGCCUUGGGUGAAUGCCCACUACCAGCUGUUAAAGUUUCAUUGGACUGGCUGAAACUCAGACCCAAUGUCUUUCAGGAGAGUGCAUUAGAAGAGAGGCAGCACAUUUCCUGGAUUGUAUCAUUGCUGAACAGUUUUCAUCCACAGGAAGAUGAUUUGUCCAGUUUUAAUGCUACUCCACUUCCUGAAGAAUUUGAACUGCAGGGAUUCCUUGCCCUCAGACCUUCACUAAGAAAUCUGGAUUUCUCGAGCGGGCACCAAGGAAGUGGAGACAAGGAAGGGCAGCAACUAAGGACACGCCAUCAGCGAUUGCUUGCUUUGGGAAAGUGGAUAGCAGAUGUGCAGUUUAAAUUGGUAUCAUGCAGAAAUGAAGAAGGUAAACUACUGUUUGUAACUGACAUCCCAGAACUCGCUAGUGAAGAGUCAUCUGAAACAAAGGAUAGCCUGAUUUUGCUGGAACCUCCCUUUUCAGAACCCACUAGUGUUGAGAUUGGUCAAGGUUUAAAAUCUGUUUUAUCAUCAGGCAAGACUCAGAGUAACAGUUCAGAAAGUGGAGAGAAACUGGUUACCUUCAAGGAGAAUAUUAAACCACGAGAACAGAAUCGGAAUCAUCAUCAGAAGAAGGUAAAGGAAAGAUGGGACUACAACAAAGGAAAUGAUAUUACAAAUAAAAUGGAUGUAAAAAGAGAUAGCAAUAAAAGAAAGACUGAACCAAAGAAAAAUAAUCAGGACAAGAACCUGGAACAUGCUCGGAAACAGAAUGUGGCAGUGCAGGUAAAAGCUCAGUCUGAAUUACGAAAGACACCUGUAUCAGAGGCAAGAAAAACACCAGUGACUCAGUCACAAAACCAAACCAGCAACUCGCAGUUCAUCCCCAUUCACCAUCCAGGAGCAUUUCCUCCUCUUCCUAGCCGGCCGGGGUUUCCUCCACCUCCCUAUCUGGUGUCGCCACCAGUUACUUUCCAGAUGACUCCUGGCUAUACAUUUCCACCUGGAGUCUCCAUACCAGGACCUUUCAUCCAAGCCACUGGCCACCCUCAGUCAGGAAACCAGGUACCAGGUGGGAAGCAAUCCCACGUCCCUUAUAGCCAGCAGCGUCCUUCAGGACAAGGGCCAAUAAACCAAGGACCCCAGCAACAGCAGCAACAAUCUCAGCAACAUCAGCAGGUCACUCCAUCCCAAUCACAGCUUCAGGUUCAGGUUGUGAACCAGCAGUCGCCCACCAAGGCAGUGCAGCAGUUGGGAAAGAAUCAACACCAUCUCGGACCUCAGCAGUAUCUGCAGGCUGAUCAGACCAACCAGCUUUGGAAUCAGCAUCAUCCCGUCUCCUCUCAGCAUCAGAAGAAUUCCAUACAGAUGUCUUUGAAGCAACAGCCCUAUUACAUGCAUCAGGAUCCACUAAAACUAUUUGAAAAGUCACUUCAACAAUCACAAGUCCAGAUGGAAAAGAAUUUGAAGGCUUAUGCUAUGGAACCAUUUACACAGAAUCCUUCAGAUGUACAAAAAUUGCAGGACUUUGCAUGGGACUUUGACAUGCGACAUUUGAUGGGACAUCAGCUGAAUAAUGAUCAUAUGGUGAAACGGCACCAAGGGGUUUUCCGAAGUGACCAGGAUAAUAUGACUAGAAUGCAGUCAUAUGAGGAUGCCAAGAGCUCACCUCUGUUGCCUCCUGAUUUGUUAAAAAGUAUUGCUGACUUUGAGGAGGAGGAAGAGCUGGCUUUUUCCAAACCCCAUGAUUUCUACCAGGCCUUGGCUGGCCCUCUUGGCAGUUCUUCGGGGCGUGGUUUCUUUAUGCCAAAUCGAUCUCGGCUGGAGAGACCCUCUGAGCUGAUUACCUCUUCGUCCUUAUUGUCCUUGCCACCUUUUCCACUUAAUCAGGAGAACUCUCAGAAUAACAGCAUUUUCAGUGAGAUUUAUGGCAAGAAUCCAGCACCAAGUGGCAAAUCAGAGAAUGCACUACCACAAGCAUUCCAUGAGACCUCCUGUUACUCAUUAUUUGAUGGAAACCCUUGGUCCCCAUCUCUUCCUGCCAGCUCAGACCACUCAACACCAGCAAGCCAGUCUCCUCACUCCUCUAAUCCCAGCAGCUUGCCAAGUUCUCCACCAACUCACAACCAAAACUCAUUUGCUGGCUUUGGACCGAUUGGAACACCUGACAACAGUGAGAGGAGGCUGACUGAUCGGUGGAACAUGAAACGUACAGACAAGCCAGUAAUGAGCGGAUUUGGCCUGGACUAUCUACCUGCUGCAUCCUCCUCUUCAGACAUCACCUGGCAUCAGGUCAAUACUCCUAGCAACACCUGGGCUGCCCCAGACACCACGCUGGAUGACUCGUCCACACUGCUCAUGGACAGUUUCAAGUCAAUCUGGUCAAGUUCAAUGAUGCAUCCUGGACCUUCUGCACUGGAGCAGUUGCUAAUGCAGCAGAAACAGAAGCAACAGCGAGGACUCGGCACACUGAACCCACCACACUGAGAGGCACAAUGGCAUGACCGGUGAAUCCAGGUUACACAACUCAAGGCAUGUUGGGUUUGCACUACAACCCACAGUCCCCUGCAGGUGGCAGCCCUCUCUUCUCUGUGUUUUCUUGCUGUAGAGAGGGCGUAAGCACUCCACCAGUGCUGCGUGUGCACAAAGCUGCUGCUGAGGAAAAAAAACAAAAAAAACAUUACAUGCUUCCUGUCACUUCCAGAGGAAGGUCCAUCACCCGCCUCACUCAGUUAUCUCCUAACCACUUGAUUCUACUGAAAGAUGUCCUAUGUUCUUCUCUAUUUUAUACAUCUCUAAUAUGGUUGGGCAAUGGAAGGAGAUGAAAUGGGAAGGAAACCCUAAGUGGGCUGAGGUAGUGUUAAAUAAAAUAAAAGGAGAAUCAGCUAAUGAAUGCUCUGCUAGUGAGGAUGUGGUUAAGUUUUUUAAAUCCUCUAUCAUCUUGGUUUUUGAGAGUGAUCAUUUUCUGCUCUGUUAAGGAACAGGUGUUCUUGUAAUCUCUAAAUGUAGUGACACUGGCCCAUUUGUCAGCUUUCCUCAAACCUAUUACGUAAGGACGUGGAGGCAUUCUGUUAGUAAAUUUAUAUGAAGGCAACUUUUCAGACAGGCAAGGGUUUUGUGUGUUUGAAAGCAGCUUCACAUCACUGCACCUUUAGCUAAUAGAUUUUUUAAAAGGAAAAACUAGUUGUUAAUGUCAAUAGCUGCAGUAGUAAUUACAAUAUUAAAUACUUGUGAUACUGUUCUGUAGCAAUCCUAGCUAAAAUGUUGAUAAGAUGUGCAGCAGAGAGCUCUGCUUAAAAGAAAAAAGCAGUAAUUGCUAAGGAUUUUAAAUUAGUGGUUUUUGAUCAUAACAGUAGCUAUAAAUUUUACUAUAGCGUACCAACCUUGAAAGGGGUUAAUUUAUCUAUUUAGUUCUAGUUCUGGCUUCUUUUAAUUAUUAGAUAAAAACAGCUUUUGUCAGCUUCUGUCUGAUGGUAAUUUUUAUUCCCGAUUUGGCAGUGUCUUUCAAAGUGGAUAAAGGGUCCAGCAAUGCUGCUGGUUCAGCAAAACGGGGCACAAAGCAGGUAUGUGAGUGAGUAAGUGGGCCACUUGUACUUGUGGGUGUUUGUUACUGCAUGUGGCCACCUGCUACUCCAAUUUAAAAGAAAAAUUAUAUGAAAAGCAUGGGUCAUACACUGUGGUCAUCUUAUCAGUAAGUUUUGGGCUCUUGAAUGUAACAAACAUUUGUCCUUUUUGAGCUUUGUGGAAAGAUCUGAAUGUAUUGUUUGCAGACUCAUGUGAAAAUGUCUGUUAAAAUCAUUCUUCAGUAAUGAAAAGUACUUACAGUAGAAACUCUCAGUUGAAUUUCUGAUGGCAAAAGCUGAUGUAAUUACAGGAAAACAAUGUUUUCUGUUAUUUUGCAAUUGAAGAGUUACAUCGUCUGAGUUACUGAGAGCUGUUCAAAAUCAAAAUCUCAUGCUUGUGGGGGAGAAGUACAGAGCUCGGGUGGGGGCUAUGACAAUUCGGGUCAGCUUGGUAAGAAGUGCAACACUAGAAAGGAGGUGUAGAAAAGGAAUUGUUUUUUUUUGAGAAAUGAUAUUUAACAACUUCUUCACAGUAUGAAGACUUAAAAGCAACUGAGACAACCUCCACUCCCUAUUUUUCUUAAAAAAAAGUCCAACAGCCAGUUAGAGGUAUAGCUCCACAGUCAACCCACUGAAACAUUCCACCAUUCUGCUCUGGUCACCUAAAUCUAAAGCAAUUCUGGUACUGAAUCACCUCACCCUCAGGUGUACUCACUGAGCUGACAAGUCCCAGAAGGUUAGCAGAAGUACCAGGGCAUGAAUUCACAACCUGCAUGCAUGUAUGCUGUUCAGAAUAAUUACAUUUCUGGGGAACAGGAGCACUGCAAGAAAGAUUAUAGGGCCCUUGGGGACAAAAACAUUUCUGUUCUGAGCUUUUGUGUUCAUGUCUUUUUUGUGUAAGAACUUGUGCAGCAAUUGCUGGAAUCAGCUUUGCCUUCAAUAAAUGAAACCAUGUUCUAAAUAAAAGUUUAUGUUUAA
Molecule: messenger RNA, 5918 nt
Organism: Pristis pectinata (smalltooth sawfish)
Lineage: Eukaryota; Metazoa; Chordata; Chondrichthyes; Rhinopristiformes; Pristidae
Gene: smg7
Product: SMG7 nonsense mediated mRNA decay factor
Biological process (GO): nuclear-transcribed mRNA catabolic process, nonsense-mediated decay
Cellular component (GO): telomerase holoenzyme complex
Molecular function (GO): telomeric repeat DNA binding; protein binding; telomerase RNA binding
Source: RefSeq, a predicted model, not a curated record